GUUUAUUUAUAGUAAUGCAACGUUAAGAAAAUGUUUACCGAAGACGGGGUUCAAAAUUGCGCACUUCAUUUAAAAUAGAAAAAAAUAAAUAUUUUAAUAGUUUUAAUCGUUUCAUUUUAAAACUACUUGUUCAAGUAUAAACUAAAAAAAAGUUUUAAAGACUUAGUAAAACCAGGAUAGAAUGGACGGACAGGUCUUUUUGAAUGGGGACAGAAUAAAUUUGAGUCACUGUGACUACGCUUUUGACUACUGGGGAAAAGGAACGAUGGUCACCGUUACAUCUGCAGUGCAAGGUCCCCCGAAGUCCCUGUUUCCACUGUGGCAGUGCGGCUCCGAGCGCGGUUACGUCACUCUCGGCUGUGUUACACGUGAUUUGGCCUCUGCCGACGGACUGACCUUUACAUGGAAGGAUAACACUGGAAAGUCGUUGACUGACUUCGUGCAAUACCCUGCGGUACAGGCAAAUGGUGGUUUCACCUCAGUAAGCCACUUGCGCGUCCAGGUUUCCGAAUGGGACCAGAGAAAGAAGUACGAGUGCGAAGUCAAAAACAGUGCAGGAUCCAAAAAGGCAGACUUGUUGAAGCCAGAGGAAAUUCAGAUUGAGCCCAUCAUCACCAUCAGCAGCAGGACAACAGAUGACAGUGUUGAACUGUUUUGUUGGUUGGAAGGUUUUUCACCUAAACCUAUCAAAGUUGAGUGGAAAGAAGGUAAUACACUGUUACAAGAUAAAUCAACCCUGAAGAUAUUCGAGAGUUCCAGAGAAGGGAAAAAAGUCUUUUAUGCACUGAGCAUGAUCAGCAUUAAUGCAAAUAAAUCGAACGAAGGCACAGAAUUCACAUGUACGGCUAUGCAGAAAACCAAGAAAUACAGUGAAUCCUGGAACAAGUGCAAAGCUAAGUCAACAUCGACACCACAGAUCCGUCUGGAGAAACCUCACCUCGUAUCAAUAUUGACAGGACAACCUGUUACAGCCUCCUGUUCUGUUGAAACUGAGUUGAUCCCCAAAGUGUUAUGGUUUGUAAAUGAUAAGGAAAUAACAGAGACAAUCAGUACUGAUAAACAGCGAGAAAGGACAAUUAGCAACCUGACUAUCAGUACAGAAGAGUGGAAAACCGCAAAGACAAUAACGUGCAGAGCGUCACAUUCAUGUUUUAUUCAUACAGAAAAACAGAUCAGUUUUUCAGACCCUAAGAAAACUCCUACAGUGGUCAUCAGGAGGAAUCUUGAAGACAUACAGAAGGGACACACUGAAGUGUUGGAGUGUACCGCAACAGAUCUGCCGUCUGGUGAGCUCCUGGUCACCUUCCAGGCCAACGGCACCAAGUUCUCUGAAGAUCAAUAUGUGAAUCUGCCUGAAGGCCUGGACUCUCUGACUAGACGUGUCACUGUUCCCAUAACAAACCAAAAAAAAGAAAACAGAUUCACAUGUCAGAUUCAAAGCCAAUCCAGUUUGUGGAAAUCCAAUUCUAUAGGAAACAUUUUUGGUGACCCUUCAGUGGACCUUUCAGUGGUUACCAGUGUGGAUACAAAAGGAUCCCAGACACAAAAUCUUCUUUGCUCUGGAACCGGAUUUAACCCAACUAUCACUUGGAAUAAAACUCUGAAUAUUGCUCAUAGUAAGACAACAAUGGAAGCAGAUGGACGUGUUAAAGUGAUCAGCGAAGUAAUGGUUCCACAGCAAGACUGGUAUAAAGGGGAAACUUUUACAUGCCAAUUCAGUGAUCAGCAUAAGGUCAAAGGGAAGAGCAUCAGUAUUUGUUCAGUGAAUCCAGAAUUCGUUCAGAUGCCACAGGUUUACCUUCUGGCUCCCUCCAUCAAAGAUAUGAGAGAGAGUAAGGUUUCUGUCACCUGUCUGCUAUUGGGCCACAAGCUUGAUACCUUCACCAUAAGUUGGAAAUUAGGAGAUAUCAGUACCUCUAAGGAUGUGACAAAAACACCCAUUACAGUCUACGGAAAUGGAACUGAGAGUCUCUCCAGUGUUCUAAAGGUUGCGAUUACACAAUGGAACAGCUACGCAAAGGUUGUCUGUGAGGUCAAACACCUCUGCCCCAAAGAGCCAAGGAAACAAAGUAUCUCCAAAACCAGAGACCCUAAGAAAACUCCUACAGUGGUAAUCAGGAGGAAUCUUGAAGACAUACAGAAGGGACACACUGAAGUGUUGGAGUGUACCGCAACAGAUCUGCCGUCUGGUGAGCUCCUGGUCACCUUCCAGGCCAACGGCACCAAGUUCUCUGAAGAUCAAUAUGUGAAUCUGCCUGAAGACCUGGACUCUCUGACUAGACAUGUCACUGUUCCCAUAACAAACCAAAAAAAAGAAAACAGAUUCACAUGUCAGAUUCAAAGCCAAUCCAGUUUGUGGAAAUCCAAUUCUAUAGGAAACAUUUUUGGUGACCCUUCAGUGGACCUUUCAGUGGUUACCAGUGUGGAUACAAAAAAAUCCCAGACACAAAAUCUUCUUUGCUCUGGAACCGGAUUUAACCCAACUAUCACUUGGAAUAAAACUCUGAAUAUUGCUCAUAGUAAGACAACAAUGGAAGCAGAUGGACGUGUUAAAGUGAUCAGCGAAGUAAUGGUUCCACAGCAAGACUGGUAUAAAGGGGAAACUUUUACAUGCCAAUUCAGUGAUCAGCAUGAGCUCAAAGAGAAGAGCAUCAGUAUUUGUUCAGUGAAUCCAGAAUUCGUUCAGAUGCCACAGGUUUACCUUCUGGCUCCCUCCAUCAAAGAUAUGAGAGAGAGUAAGGUUUCUGUCACCUGUCUGCUAUUGGGCCACAAGCUUGAUACCUUCACCAUAAGUUGGAAAUUAGGAGAUAUCAGUAACUCUAAGGAUGUGACAAAAACACCCAUUACAGUCUACGGAAAUGGAACUGAGAGUCUCUCCAGUGUUCUAAAGGUUGCGAUUACACAAUGGAACAGCUACGCAAAGGUUGUCUGUGAGGUCAAACACCUCUGCUCCAAAGAGCCAAGGAAACACAGUAUCUCCAAAAGAGACCCUAAGAAAACUCCUACAGUGGUCAUCAGGAGGAAUCUUGAAGACAUACAGAAGGGACACACUGAAGUGUUGGAGUGUACCGCAACAGAUCUGCCGUCUGGUGAGCUCCUGGUCACCUUCCAGGCCAACGGCACCAAGUUCUCUGAAGAUCAAUAUGUGAAUCUGCCUGAAGGCCUGGACUCUCUGACUAGACGUGUCACUGUUCCCAUAACAAACCAAAAAAAAGAAAACAGAUUCACAUGUCAGAUUCAAAGCCAAUCCAGUUUGUGGAAAUCCAAUUCUAUAGGAAACAUUUUUGGUGACCCUUCAGUGGACCUUUCAGUGGUUACCAGUGUGGAUACAAAAGGAUCCCAGACACAAAAUCUUCUUUGCUCUGGAACCGGAUUUAACCCAACUAUCACUUGGAAUAAAACUCUGAAUAUUGCUCAUAGUAAGACAACAAUGGAAGCAGAUGGACGUGUUAAAGUGAUCAGCGAAGUAAUGGUUCCACAGCAAGACUGGUAUAAAGGGGAAACUUUUACAUGCCAAUUCAGUGAUCAGCAUAAGGUCAAAGGGAAGAGCAUCAGUAUUUGUUCAGUGAAUCCAGAAUUCGUUCAGAUGCCACAGGUUUACCUUCUGGCUCCCUCCAUCAAAGAUAUGAGAGAGAGUAAGGUUUCUGUCACCUGUCUGCUAUUGGGCCACAAGCUUGAUACCUUCACCAUAAGUUGGAAAUUAGGAGAUAUCAGUACCUCUAAGGAUGUGACAAAAACACCCACCUCAGUCUACGGAAAUGGAACUGAGAGUCUCUCCAGUGUUCUAAAGGUUGCGAUUACACAAUGGAACAGCUACGCAAAGGUUGUCUGUGAGGUCAAACACCUCUGCUCCAAAGAGCCAAGGAAACACAGUAUCUCCAAAAGAGACCCUAAGAAAACUCCUACAGUGGUCAUCAGGAGGAAUCUUGAAGACAUACAGAAGGGACACACUGAAGUGUUGGAGUGUACCGCAACAGAUCUGCCGUCUGGUGAGCUCCUGGUCACCUUCCAGGCCAACGGCACCAAGUUCUCUGAAGAUCAAUAUGUGAAUCUGCCUGAAGGCCUGGACUCUCUGACUAGACGUGUCACUGUUCCCAUAACAAACCAAAAAAAAGAAAACAGAUUCACAUGUCAGAUUCAAAGCCAAUCCAGUUUGUGGAAAUCCAAUUCUAUAGGAAACAUUUUUGGUGACCCUUCAGUGGACCUUUCAGUGGUUACCAGUGUGGAUACAAAAGGAUCCCAGACACAAAAUCUUCUUUGCUCUGGAACCGGAUUUAACCCAACUAUCACUUGGAAUAAAACUCUGAAUAUUGCUCAUAGUAAGACAACAAUGGAAGCAGAUGGACGUGUUAAAGUGAUCAGCGAAGUAAUGGUUCCACAGCAAGACUGGUAUAAAGGGGAAACCUUUACAUGCCAAUUCAGUGAUCAGCAUGAGCUCAAAGAGAAGAGCAUCAGUAUUUGUUCAGUGAAUCCAGAAUUCGUUCAGAUGCCACAGGUUUACCUUCUGGCUCCCUCCAUCAAAGAUAUGAGAAAGAGUAAGGUUUCUGUCACCUGUCUGCUAUUGGGCCACAAGCUUGAUACCUUCACCAUAAGUUGGAAAUUAGGAGAUAUCAGUACCUCUAAGGAUGUGACAAAAACACCCACCUCAGUCUACGGAAAUGGAACUGAGAGUCUCUCCAGUGUUCUAAAGGUUGCGAUUACACAAUGGAACAGCUACGCAAAGGUUGUCUGUGAGGUCAAACACCUCUGCUCCAAAGAGCCAAGGAAACACAGUAUCUCCAAAACCAGAGACCCCAAAUCACCCACCAUCCGAAUUCUCAGUCCUAGUGACGACGAACUGUCUGGAGUUCACAAUACAAGUCUUAUCUGCUUUGUCGAGGGAUUUCACCCAGCUGAUAUCUCUGUGCACUGGGAGCUGAAUGGCAUCCGGCUUGAUGCAUCCCGCUUCAGCAACAGUCCAGUCAGCAUGCAAUCUGAAAGGGCUGCUUAUUCCAUGCACAGCAGACUGACAUUACUAGCGUCAAAAAUGGAAAAUGGCGAUUUUUCUUGUGUGGUUAACCACGAGUCAUCUGAAACGCCGAUCAAAGGCACAAUAAACAACAUAUACGCAUCUGUAAUGCAACAUGCUCCCUCUGUGAAGCUGCUACAGGGUCAAGAUGAGCUGGUGUGUCUGGUGAAUGGUUACAGCCCAUCUGCCAUUAACAUCACAUGGUUCCGAAAUAAUGUUACUGUAAAACAAGAGAACGAUACCAGCAGCUCUGACAAAGGGCCUGAUGGGAAAUUUAACAUUCGAAGCCACCUCUAUAUCCAGGCCUUCGAAUGGGUACCUGGAGACAAAUACACUUGCCAGGUUGAGCACAUCACUGGCAUUAUCUCUCGCUUCCUUUCCAAAACAGAAUUUAUAGAAAAGACGAUAUACUAUGAUGAGAACAAGGCUGAACCUGCAAUAAUGGAUCAGUCUGAGGAAACCUGGAACAUGGCCUGUGCCUUCAUCAUACUCUUCAUUAUCUCUUUCAUCUAUGGAUGUUCAAUGACUCUGGUCAAAGUGAAGACUGCUGAAUACAAAAUGAAAAAAUGAUCAGCUGAUUAAAUUAAUGCCGUUUUGCCUUGUUGCAUUUGCUUAAAUGAAAAAUAAAAAUAGUUUUUUAGUUGAUGUAUAUUUUUUUUACCCCCAAAUGAAGUAUAUAUAUAUAUACUUUUUUUAUUCUUCUAUUGUUAGCAGCAGUGACAGUAUUGUUCUGAAUUUUUAUAUAUUUCACCUCAUCAUAGAGACAUGACUUCUCAUCAAAAUAUAAUAAAAUAUCCAUAACAUACCUAUGUACUGUACGCCAUACAACAUAACACAAGACGUUAAUUAGGAUUCCUUCAGCUACAAGAUGGUGUAUAAUUUACCAGAUAGAUAUUUAAGUUUUAGUUUGUUAAGGCUUCUGAAAUAAAAAAAAUAAAAAAAAUAAUUAAAAUGA
This is a messenger RNA of Tachysurus fulvidraco (yellow catfish), 5963 nucleotides long. RefSeq names its product immunoglobulin heavy constant delta (gene ighd). Lineage: Eukaryota; Metazoa; Chordata; Actinopteri; Siluriformes; Bagridae. The transcript has 19 exons. The coding region runs from base 182 to 5578 and encodes 1798 amino acids. The record is from RefSeq and is a predicted model, not a curated record.